Molecule: messenger RNA, 1170 nt
Organism: Penicillium nucicola
Lineage: Eukaryota; Fungi; Ascomycota; Eurotiomycetes; Eurotiales; Aspergillaceae
Product: methylenetetrahydrofolate dehydrogenase (NAD(+))
Exons: 4
Coding region: 1-1170 (389 amino acids)
Biological process (GO): purine nucleobase biosynthetic process
Cellular component (GO): cytosol
Molecular function (GO): methylenetetrahydrofolate dehydrogenase (NAD+) activity; methylenetetrahydrofolate dehydrogenase (NADP+) activity
Source: RefSeq, a predicted model, not a curated record
AUGACUGCAGCUUCACUGCCUCAAUCGAAAGAGUAUACAAAUUCGGCAAAUGAGGCCGAAACCGGCAGCCGAUCUGUUAUCGAUAAGCGAACAAUCUUUUCCCGCCAAACCUUUGAAGCCUCCCCGCGUCGCAACCUUCACAUCUCUCGCUUUGAAUAUACCGCCGUCAUGUCUGCUCCUUCUGCUGCGCCUACACCUUGCAAGGUGAUGCUGAGCAAGCACGUUGCUACCCACCUCCUCUCCGAAGUCGAAGAAGGCCUCAAGACCCUCGAGAAGCCGCCUCACCUAGUCGGUUUCCUGGCCAAUGAUGAUCCUGCUGCGUUGGUCUACGCACAGAUGACCCAGAAAACUUGCGAGGAGAAUGGUUUCAAGUACUCUCUCCGCGAAGUCUCCCGCGACGACAUCGAAGACGCCAUCCUGGCCGCCAACACCGAUAACGACGUCGACGGUAUCAUCGUCUACUACCCGAUCUUCAACAACCGUCAGGACCAAUACCUGCAGCAGAUUGUCGACAUGACCAAGGAUGUCGAAGGCCUGAGCCACAAGUACAUCUUCAACAUGUACCAGAACGUCCGCUUCCUGGACGGCGAGGCCAAGCGCCAAAAGUCCAUCCUGCCCUGCACCCCUCUGGCCAACAUCAAGAUCCUUGAGUACCUCAACAUCUACAACACCAUCCUUCCCUACGGCAACCGUCUCUUCGGUCACACCAUCUGUGUCGUGAACCGUUCCGAGGUUGUUGGUCGCCCGCUUGCGGCCCUCCUCGCCAAUGACGGAGCCUGUGUUUACAGUGUUGAUGUCACUGGCGUGCAGAAGUUCACUCGUGGUGAGGGUCUGCAGAAGAAGCAACAUGAUGUUAUUGAUUUGGAGGGUAAGACUAUCAAGGAUGUUGUGCCGCUUUGCGACGUUGUCAUUACUGGUGUCCCCGGUGAUAAGUACAAGUUCGACACAAGCCUUCUGCGUGAAGGUGCUGUCUGUGUCAACUUCUCUAGCGAGAAGAACUUCCCUCACGAGGUUCGCGAGAAGGCCUCCCUCUUCGUCCCCUCCAUCGGCAAGGUCACCAUUGUUGUCCUGCUGCGCAACCUUCUGCGCCUGAUCCAAAACAAGCGCAUGGACGACGUCAAGCCCGCCGAAGCAACAGAACGCCCCGGCACCCUCGAGGCAAUCUCCUAG